Messenger RNA from Cottoperca gobio, 2975 nucleotides. It is a transcript of the gene drd5a, whose product is annotated as dopamine receptor D5a. Gene Ontology annotation, molecular function: G protein-coupled receptor activity; dopamine neurotransmitter receptor activity, coupled via Gs. The transcript has a single exon. Lineage: Eukaryota; Metazoa; Chordata; Actinopteri; Perciformes; Bovichtidae. The record is from RefSeq and is a predicted model, not a curated record. Bases 51 to 1499 code for a protein of 482 amino acids. Gene Ontology annotation, biological process: positive regulation of MAPK cascade; adenylate cyclase-activating adrenergic receptor signaling pathway; G protein-coupled dopamine receptor signaling pathway. Gene Ontology annotation, cellular component: plasma membrane.
ACUCCACAUCAGGCUGGCAACCGAGCGUGUCAAUGGGGACAAUACUUUGAAUGGCUGAUAACUGUGCCUGUCCCCGCGCGCGGAGCAAUGGACUGCAGUUUUACUUGAAGAGGCACAUGGAGAACCCAGCCAAGUAUCUCUCAUCGGUGCAGGGGAUUGACUCUGCGCCGGCACCUCUCGGAGAGAUUAUGUGGAACAUCACCGAAACAGAGGCAACAAAGGACGGGAGGACAGAUAUGGUAGCGCGCACGGUGACGGGCUGUCUGCUGUCCCUGCUCAUCCUAUGGACCCUGCUGGGGAACAUCAUGGUGUGCUCCGCGGUGUUGCGCUUUCGACACCUGCGGACCAAAGUCACCAACAUUUUCAUCGUCUCCCUGGCUCUAUCGGAUUUAUUCGUGGCCAUCCUGGUGAUGCCAUGGAAAGCUGUGGCAGAGGUGGCGGGGUACUGGCCGUUUGGCACUUUCUGUAACGUAUGGGUAGCUUUUGACAUUAUGUGCUCCACCGCCUCCAUCCUCAAUCUCUGCAUCAUCAGCGUGGAUAGAUACUGGGCCAUCUCGAGCCCCUUCCGCUACGAGAGGAAGAUGACACAGCGAGUUGCCUUUGUUAUGAUAAGCAUCACUUGGACGUUGUCUGUGCUCAUUUCAUUCAUACCGGUCCAGCUGAACUGGCACAAAGCCAGCGGUGACGACAUGGCAGGGUCCCACAACUCCUCCACGAGCCGGCUGAUAGAGGAGAACUGCGACUCCAGCCUGAGCAGAGAGUAUGCUAUAUCCUCCUCUUUGAUAAGUUUCUACAUUCCCGUGGCAAUUAUGAUUGUGACUUACACCAGAAUAUACCGGAUUGCACAAAUACAAAUUAGAAGAAUAGCAUCCCUGGAAAGAGCAGCAGAACACGCGCAAAGUUGCAGGACAAACAGAAUAGAGUGCCAACACCACAACACCUUGAAAACGUCAAUUAAACGCGAGACCAAAGUGUUCAAAACUCUCUCGGUGAUUAUGGGUGUGUUUGUGUUUUGCUGGUUACCUUUCUUCAUCCUAAACUGUAUGGUCCCGUUCUGCGACAGGCCGGCCACGGACCAGGCCGCGGGUUUGCCGUGCGUAAGCGAGACGACGUUCGACGUCUUCGUGUGGUUCGGCUGGACCAACUCCUCCCUGAACCCCAUAAUCUACGCCUUCAACGCCGAGUUCAGGAAGGCCUUUGCGAGCCUCUUGGGCUGUCGCAAUUUCUGCUCCAACACGCCAGUGGAAACUGUGAACAUCAGCAACGAGCUGGUCUCAUAUAAUCAAGACACCCUCAUCCACAAGGAAAUCGCGAAAGCAUAUGUCAACAUGAUGCCCAACGUGGUUGAAUGUAUCGAGCACGAAGAGACUUUCGACAGGAUUUCACAGUUUUCUCACAACAAUGAAAACGCCACCGACUCGGUGUGUGACCUGGAGGACUGCGAGGCAGAUAUCAGUCUUGACAGGAUGUCACCGUUCACACCCAAUGGAUUACACUGACUCCAACUUUGUGCCCCCCCCUCCCCCUCCAUGCGUAUUUGGAUGUAUUAAUAAUAAUAAUGUCGUUGUUCAUUUACCUCCUGUGUCCCAGAAGCUGCUCUCCACAGGGAGCCCACAUGGUGAGGGUUUACUGAACAGCUGCUGAGGGUUUAAGUGACUUGUUCAUGGACACUUCAGCAGGGCUCAAGUCUGUGUAGCCACCAGGCCACCCUGCCACCGCUUUGCGUCAUAUAUGAGAUGUGAUGUUGCUGUCCUGUUCUAAAAAAAAAAGUGAUGUAGGUGUUUAUAUACAUGACAAGUGAAGUAUGUGUUCAUUUGUUCAAAAGUUUAAUGUAAGCUGUUGUUUACCGGGAAGGCUUCCGUGUCUCAUCCACUUGCAGGGUGGAAAAAUGUUUGUAAAAACUCACUUGAGGAAUUAUAAUAGAAACUUUUUUGCUGCUUAAAAACCUCGUGUAUCCAGUUCCCGCCUUUCUACUGAGUAUGAAAACUGAGGGAAGCCUUACAGACAGUGCAACCAAGAUAGCUCUACUCAAAUGCAGUCAUUUUCAGCGCCUUAUCUUAUUUAAGGAAUAGUUUUGAGACAUGAAAGGAAUGUGUCGUAUGAAGUUACAUGAUGCCAAAAUGCAGUAUUAAAGUGUUUACCCCAUGCACUACACCCACCCCAGUGACUCCUCCAGCACACCCUCUCUGCACCAUAUGGACUGUUCUGCAGUUUGAUCAAGGCUCAGAUAGCCGGACGAAAAACAUGAUGAAAAGGCACAAAACCUGAUGCUAUAAAUAUGGAAUCACACAAAUCAAAGAAUUUUGAAAAUAACCUGUUAUUUUAAGCUGUUAUUUUAACAAUCAAAACUGUUGACUCUUUUUCUGUGACCUUUCAUUUCUCCUUGAGGCCAAAACUACUGAAUGGUUCUGCUUUAUUAACCUCAGUCAGCUCUAACUGACCUAACAAAAGAAAAGAAUCUAGGCUGUCCUGAACAACCAAAGAUCUCAAGGACUGAAUCAAUAACUCCGACACAAUAAGGCUACAGCGUUUUGUCAGCUAGAGGAAUUGUUGCUAUAGAAAGCCAACACACACACACACACACACACAUACACACACACACACACACACACACACACACACACACACACACACACACACACACACACACACACACACACACACACACUUGGCCAACACAACUGGAUGUCAUACAUCACCUCUCCAACACCUCUCUCUAUCUUUGUACUGUACAGAUGACCUGAUCUGAAUGUAUUCUACUGUCCUUUAAACAGUAAAGUGUGUCAUCAUUUGUGUAAUAAAAUGCUGUCAUGCUGAGACGAACAGAGCGCUCUGAUAUCUUCCUGAAGGUCACAUUAAAGUUUAUGGGGUUUCACAAGAGGACAAACUUUGCAGGGUUGGAGGUUUUUCAUCUCUAGUUCAACUUUCAUUUGACGUGUACUCAGCUGUGACUCUGCUCGCAUGCAUAUUCACCU